AUGGCGCUCGAGCCGCCGCCCGAGCAGCAGCUCCCGCCGCCGCCGCCGUCCCACGCCACCACGUGGUUCUUCAUGGUCGGUCCUCUCGCCGCCUCCCUCUUCCUCUUGGGCCUCGCCGCCAACCUCCACGUGUUCCACCUCCAGCGCUUGGCCUUUGACCGCGUCAUGGACAUGCGGCCGGACGAGGUCCCGAGCGCUCGAGGCGUCGCCCAGACUGCGCUCUCGCUGCUCCUGCUCCAGUUCGUGCUCUUCAACGGGUUCGCAGCCACACGCGGGCGGUCGGUCACCGAGGACGAGACGCACACGGAGCUGCUGCUCCUGAGCUACGUGGUCGUGGCCUCCGCGCUGCUCUUGUGUCCACUGGACGUCUGCCACCUCCCGUUCCGGCGCUACGUCGUGCGCAGACUCAGGCGCUGUCUGUGGCCGUUCCCGAGCGGGAGGCGGCAGCUCCCGGCGCGCGCUACGCCGUUCAGCGACGUCUUUCUGGCGGACGGCCUGACGUCGCUGUCCAAGUUCAUUCAGGACCUCUCGGUCGCGCUCUUGCUGCUCUUGCGGUCGCUCACACACGAGCCGAAGGACCUGCACGAGUCGUAUCUGUCCAAGUUGAAGGAGUCGCCGCUGCCCUAUUUCGCAGCCAGUUCCCCCUACAUACUCCGGGCGACGCAGUGUCUCAUCUCCUUCCAGCGGACUUCCCACACGAACGACCGCUUCCUCCACUUGCUGAACACGAUGAAGUACUGCUCGAGCUUGUUGGUCAUCUCCGUGGGCGCGCACCCGAUGCUCAUGGGGUUGCCACGACCGGAGCACAGCAGUUUCUUCCUGCUCUGUGCCGUGUUCAACUCGCUCUACUCCUUCCUCUGGGACGUCGUCAUGGACUGGGGCUUGGGGCAGCCCAACCUGCCACGACGCGUUGCCUUCUUGCGCCACCAAUUGACGUACCGCCCACACACGGUUUACUACCUGAUCAUCGCAGUGGACUUUGCGCUGCGCAUUAUGUGGGUGACGAAGUGGUGGGAUUGGAUGCAUCGCGGAGUGCACUUCAAAAUGGUCUCGCAGCUCGCCGAGGUCGUCCGUCGGAUCAUUUGGAAUUUCGUGCGGGUGGAAUGGGAGUGCAUGAAGCACGACGUCCUGAGCAGCAAGAAGGCGUCAGCAGACACGUUGAAGCUGGACGGGAUCGUUGACAGGAUGCCGCUUAUGGGAGAGGUCGAGGAUGAUGCGCCUGAAGCAUUGAAAUCCAGGCUCAGAACACUCGGCCAUCCCGACUCUUCCUUCUCUGCCGAGAACAGCGGUUCUGAAACAAGCAGUACGCCGAGCCAGAGCCCCAGCAACGGCAGGAACCUGCUCGUUCACAUGACGAGAAACGCCGGUGGUGAUGAUAUUGACGACGUUCGUCUACAAGAAAGAGCACCACAGGAUGGACAUAUCGCGUCUGCUGCCAUCACUGUCGCUAGCUAUCCCGGUAAGCCACAGGCGAUGACGGUAAGCGGGAAGAAGCUCACUGCGUCAACGCGUCUUUAA
Peronospora matthiolae is the source of this 1518-nucleotide messenger RNA. The record is from the annotation of a GenBank genome assembly. Lineage: Eukaryota; Oomycota; Peronosporomycetes; Peronosporales; Peronosporaceae.